This is a messenger RNA of Ostrea edulis (European flat oyster), 2350 nucleotides long. Its product is annotated as E3 ubiquitin-protein ligase TRIM71-like. NCBI's taxonomy places the organism in Eukaryota, Metazoa, Mollusca, Bivalvia, Ostreida, Ostreidae. Gene Ontology annotation, biological process: positive regulation of DNA-templated transcription. The transcript is spliced from 3 exons. Gene Ontology annotation, cellular component: nucleoplasm; chromatin. Bases 524 to 2185 code for a protein of 553 amino acids. Gene Ontology annotation, molecular function: ubiquitin-protein transferase activity; zinc ion binding. The record is from RefSeq and is a predicted model, not a curated record.
CACGUGGUGUAAAUUUAAAUAACAAUAACGUUAGUAGGGGUGUCUUUGUGCAGGUAUUAGACAAGAUUGUAAUCAGACAUUUAAACUUUUCAACACUGAAUACAAAAGAUAAACACACUGUACAACACGGGACUCCAGUCUUUAGUGAUCAGCCAGGUAAAUCAAGCAGGAAGUACAAUUCAUCAAACCGAAAGUACUUUCCAACCUCGGGAGAAUAUCGGGGCGUCGGUCAUGGAUUUCUUCAUUCAAGGUACACACCGGAAUCCAAAGUAAAAGAUGGCCCAAAGAUUUUGGAAAAGAUGAAAUGUGAAAAAAUUAUAAGGAUAUGACAAAAACAAACAGAUCAGAAUAGCUCGCUUGGGCCUUUAGCUCGGAUGAGCUAAACAGCUAAAAGGUGGAUGGACACAUCCUGGAUCAGAACGGACAGUUCCUGAGAUGUGUGGACAAUUGUGGACUAGAUAAACCUAAGGGACUGAGUGUGGACAGUGAGGGGAGGUUGUGGAUCUGGUUUCUAACACAGGCAAUGGCCACACCCACCACCUGGGCACAAGAGGUCAUCACCUGUGACCUUUGUGUCAAGCCUACCCAGCAGUUCUGUAACAACUGUCAACUCAGUUUGUGUGUGGACUGUGUUAGUAAACACGUGGACAAGCUCAAGUACCAACAACAUGACAUCGUUCAUUUCAAAGACAGAAAGAUACAACUUGUUUUUCCUGAGUGUGAAUUUCACUCGAACCAGAGAUGCGAGGCCCACUGCCAGCAAUGUGAUGUUCCAGUUUGCCUGAAAUGCAUACUUGGUUCCCAUAAUGGACACAGAUAUAGAGGCAUGUCUGAUAUUUUCAAUGGCAAGAAAAAGAAACUUGAAAAGGAAACCAAAGAAAUUGAAUCCACCAUUAUUCCACGGUACAGGAAGAAAAAUGAAGAAACAGAAAACAAACUAUCCAUUAUAAUGGCCAAAUUUGAUGAACUGGACAAAGAAAAAGAAAAGCACAGAAAAUAUUGGCACCAAGAAGUAGACACCAUUUUCAAUCAUCUGGGUUCUUUGAUGAAGUCCAUAAAAGAGAAUCUCCUGGCUGCUCUAAACUCUCACCAAUCAAAAAUCAAAAAUCAAAUUCCAGACAUGACCCAAACAGUUCAACAAAAUAAAGAAAUUCUGAAGUCAAACAAUGUGUCUGCAGUCACUAACUACAAAUCCAAACUCGUGGAAUACAGAAACAUGCCUACUGAUUUUGAUGUCAAACUGCCAUCACUCAAAACUAACACAGUCCAAGGGAGAGAACUCAGCCUGGAAUUAGAAGAAUACAAGGCUAGCCUGACACAGACAACACUGUCCAGUCUGACAGAGGAAGUCUCCUAUUUAUCUAUACAAAAGCUAUUAGAGCAAGCCAAAUCAAUUACAACCAUUCCUACUGGAGUUAAUCCUCUAUACAAUGUUGCCUGUGUGGGAGUGGAUGAAGUCUGGGUUAGUGGUGACAAUAAAACCAUAAGACGUGUUGACAUACACGGGUCUGUCCGGGACACUGUCACCACCACAUGUCCAGACUGGCCUGGUGACAUCACAGUGACCAGACAGGGAGAACUGGUAUACAGUGAUGCUCACAAGAGAACUGUGAACAUUGUCAGACACGGGAGAACAGAGACACUGAUAACCACACCACGGGGCUGGCAUCCAGAACAACUAUGCUGUACUAAGUCAGGGGACAUCCUGGUCAGUAUGUGUACUACUGAUACAAGCCAAUAUAAAAUUAUCCGUUAUCAGGGACACACAGAGAAACAGGAAAUAGAGAGAGAUGAAGAUGGAGAACCAAUCUAUAAAAGAGGGAUAUACCCACUGCGUGUGGUGGAGAACAACAAUGGAGACAUCUGUGUCUCUGAUGGUAAUGCUGACACCGUGGUCGUGGUGGACAAGUCAGGAAGAGUCCGAUUCCGAUACGACGGUACACCAGCCAGGAGGAAGAAGUCAUUUUAUCCUAGACAUAUAGUGACAAACUCCAUGAGUCAGAUCAUUGUGGCAGAUAACAACAAUGCCUGUCUACACAUCCUGGAUCAGAACGGACAGUUCCUGAGAUGUGUGGACAAUUGUGGACUAGAUAAACCUCAGGGACUGAGUGUGGACAGUAAGGGGAGGUUGUGGGUAGGGUUAUAUAAAUCAGGAGAAGUGAAAGUGAUUCAGUACAUGAAAUAAACACAUGAUAUCACAUACAGACAUCAGAUAAUGACAGAGUUCACACAGUGCUCUUGAUACAUACAUGUUUUAGUGAUAUCUACACAACAAUGUUUGCUAAUGUAUUCAUUCAAAGUUUUUUGUCAAAAUAAAAUUCAAACAUUGCUAUUGUCAAUGAGAACAUAA